GCUCCGAGGCUGGCAGCCUCAGGGGUCGCGUGCCUUGAAAGCAAGGCAGCGGAGUUUGAAAAGCAACCGGAUUGCCGUGUGACCGUGGUGUGGGAAUACGAGGCGAGCUCCCUUGCGCCAUGAAAACCCAAGAUGUCCCUACGGCUCGCGGCCGUGGUGGACGCUUGACGAGGAGGCCCGGGCUGGGUGGGUAGAAAGGAGAAAGAGAGGAGGCGGAGGCAGCAGCAGCCAGGGGCGGCUCCUUGGCCUUACUCAGCGGCCAUUUGCCUCCGCCCCUCGUAGCCAGCCCGGGAUUCAUUUCCUUCGUAUCUACCGACGCCGCCGGUCGGGUCGGGAAGCGGCGCGCAGGUGCGAGGAGACGAGGACGAGGGGCAGGUGGACUGUAAUGAUGCUGAGCUUCUUUCGACGAACCCUUGGGCGCAGGUCUAUGCGCAAACAUGCCGAGAAGGAAAGGCUGAGAGAGGCUCAGCGAGCAUCAACUCAUAUCCCUGCAGCUGGUGAUGAAAAAUCAAUAAUUACCUGCCGAGUCUCUUUGCUGGAUGGAACUGAUGUUAGCGUCGACCUGCCGAAAAAGGCUAAAGGACAGCAUCUGUUUGAGCAGAUCAUGUAUCAUCUGGACCUCAUUGAAAGUGACUACUUUGGACUACGAUUCAUGGAUUCAGCACAAGUUGCACACUGGUUGGACAACACCAAAAGUAUUAAAAAACAAGUUAAAAUUGGCCCACCCUAUUGUCUGCAUCUUCGUGUAAAGUUUUAUUCUUCUGAGCCAAACAACCUACGUGAAGAACUCACAAGAUAUUUGUUUGUUCUUCAACUGAAACAGGACAUUCUGAGUGGCAAGUUGGAGUGUCCCUUUGAAACAGCAGUACAGCUGGCAGCCUACACGUUACAGGCUGAACUUGGUGACUAUGACCCUGCUGAGCAUAUCCCUGACAUAGUGUCGGAAUUCAGGUUUGUUCCCAAUCAAACUGAAGAGAUGGAACUGGCCAUUUUUGAGAAGUGGAAGGAAUACAGGGGGCAAACACCAGCUCAGGCAGAAACAAAUUAUUUGAACAAAGCAAAAUGGCUUGAAAUGUAUGGAGUAGACAUGCAUAUAGUCAAGGCAAGAGAUGGUAAUGAUUACAGCCUUGGACUAACACCGACAGGAGUUCUUGUGUUCGAAGGAGAGACCAAGAUUGGAUUGUUUUUCUGGCCAAAGAUCACAAGACUGGACUUCAAAAAGAAUAAGCUAACACUAGUGGUGGUUGAAGAUGAUGAACAGGGAAAGGAGCAGGAACACACUUUUGUCUUUAGGCUGGAUCACCCGAAGGCCUGCAAACACUUGUGGAAAUGUGCAGUCGAGCAUCAUGCCUUCUUCCGCCUUCGUGGACCCGUCCAGAAAGGUUCCAGUCGAUCAAGCUUCAUUCGGCUGGGGUCACGGUUCAGAUACAGCGGGAAAACAGAGUACCAAACAACAAAGACCAACAAAGCCAGACGAUCCGCAUCUUUUGAAAGAAGACCUAGCAAAAGAUACUCAAGGAGGACAUUACAAAUGAGAGCAAACAUUGCCAAACCAGAGGAAACUAGCCUUCCAAAUAAUGUUUUCAGCCAAAAUAAUGGAUCACAGCAAAACUGGAGUACGAUGACAGCCCUGCCCUCUGGAACUGCACUUUCUUCUGGUCCAGUAUUAGUUGAAAUAGAAAAGCUCCCAAGGAGUCCUGGAACCAGCCAACAAGACAAGAAAUGCCUGCCUGUGAUUGCUGACUUACUGGAUAACAAGGAGUUGUUGGAAACAUGUGUUGACAGUGUUGCUGGUUUCCCUCCCGGAGACCUAGUUGAAGUUCUGGAAGAGGCAGAACGCUCUUUCUCUCCUCAUGGUACCAGAGAACUCUCUGAGAAACCAGAUCCUGUUGCUGUUGAAGAUGCAUCAUUGAAACUGAAACAGUUAGAAGCAGAGCUCAGCCCAGUUCUGAUUUCCCCAUCCAGCAUAAAUAUCAAUGUCAACAAACAGGUAGAAGUGGUGAAACUGACUGAGAAAUGCCUCAACAAUGCCAUUGAGAGCCCAGCUCCCUCUUCGGCCAGGCCACCUCCCGACAUCAAGAGCAACAUUCUGAAGGCCCAGGCAGAGGCAGGACACAAAGUCACAAGGGAGGAUAGCAUGUCUAGCAACAAGAAUACUAACAUUCAAGAUGCUGUUACCAGGAGUAUUCUUCUGUCAGGAAGAGUUCAGAACAGUCCUCUACGAACUCAGAGCCCAGUGUUCCAGGAGCGCAGAGAGGGGCUGAAAGCAAUCCCAGUCUCAAAUGCCUUCAUUCUGAAUGAAUUAAAUGCAGACAGCCAUCCCUCCACCCCUGAAGAUUCUUUGGGUCUUCACAAUCUGGCCCCCAUAGAGGAAGCUGUAGCUGCAAAGAAUCUACCAGAGGACAUGGACAUUCUGUUAACACCACAGGCAGAGAAUUUAAUUGACUUUACUGAAGCCAUGCCUCGGGUGUCUUCUCCGCCAACAAUUGUUCCAAGGUGGUUAGUGCCAAGUGGGCUAGUUUCCAAUGGGCCUUUGGGCAAUGAAGCUGCCUUAGCUCAUAAGGCAACCAGAGGAAGCACUGAAGCUUUGUUCGUCUCAGCUGGCUCUCCUCCGCCGCUGUACUCCACUGAAAUCCUGCCCAGUCCUGUCCCCGAAGAUGCUACCACAAGGCCGAAAUGUUUACUCACCACUGAACUCUGAGCAGCGGCAAGUCCAUCUUCCUACCACGUCCAAGGAGGCCCUGGAAAGGACGUCCAUGAAACUCACUAACAAUCUGACCGUGGCUAAAAUGCCUGACUUUAUUUCAUUCUUUUUUUAACCGUCAAACUUUGUAACUGGAAUUAUAAGACGAAGAGCUGCUGGGAAGCCCUGAGCACUUCCUGUGAAAUACACUGGAACAAAUGCUGACAUGUAACAAGGUUUCCAUCCAGAGUAGUGCUUGGUGUUGCCAGAAUUUCGUAUUGCUGUAUAGAUGUAAAUUGAAAAUGGUCAUUGUGAUGAACUGGUUACUUUUGUCUAACUGAGGAAAUCUGAAUCUAGUAAAGGAAAUGAUUAGAGCUUCUAUGGCCACCUCCAGGCUGUUGGGUUAAAGAAAAUACUAGUAGUGGCAAAAAACAAAACAAAACAAAA
Pogona vitticeps (central bearded dragon) is the source of this 3130-nucleotide messenger RNA. It is a transcript of the gene EPB41L5, whose product is annotated as erythrocyte membrane protein band 4.1 like 5. Gene Ontology annotation, molecular function: cytoskeletal protein binding. Gene Ontology annotation, biological process: actomyosin structure organization. Lineage: Eukaryota; Metazoa; Chordata; Lepidosauria; Squamata; Agamidae. The record is from RefSeq and is a predicted model, not a curated record. Gene Ontology annotation, cellular component: cytoskeleton.